AUGGAAUUACAAGGAUCUUGUCAUUGCGAAAAAGUCAAAUUUACGGUCAAGUCACAAACUCCAGUACCUUUUAUGCGAUGCUAUUGUUCAAUUUGUCGUAAAGUUGACGGAGGUGGUGGAUACUCCAUUAAUAUAAUGGGACAAGCACGUAUCAUACGAAUUAAUAAUGACACUUUGAAAGUAAAUGGUAUGGAAUAUGUAAAAUCUUAUCGAGGUAUUAAGGAUAAAUCAUUACCAAAAAACCGACAAAAAGAAUGUGGGAAUAAACGACAUUUCUGUGGUGAAUGCGGAUGCAUGUUAUGGGCCUAUGAUCAACAAUAUCCUGAAUGGUGUUAUCCAUUCGCUUCAGCUAUCGAUACUCCACUCCCAAAACCCAAACAGAUCAUUUGUAUCAUGUUGAAAGACAAAGCUGAUUGGGCUCACGUUCCAGAGGGGGCUGUUGAAUUUGACGAAUAUCCUGAAGAUUCGAUUGAGUCAUGGCAUAAAAAUAAUAAAGCUUGGGUUGAUUGA
Messenger RNA from Funneliformis mosseae, 510 nucleotides. NCBI's taxonomy places the organism in Eukaryota, Fungi, Glomeromycota, Glomeromycetes, Glomerales, Glomeraceae. The record is from the annotation of a GenBank genome assembly.